Nanorana parkeri is the source of this 655-nucleotide messenger RNA. RefSeq names its product DEAD-box helicase 56 (gene DDX56). The transcript is spliced from 5 exons. Gene Ontology annotation, molecular function: ATP binding; RNA helicase activity; nucleic acid binding. The record is from RefSeq and is a predicted model, not a curated record. Bases 74 to 655 code for a protein of 193 amino acids. Lineage: Eukaryota; Metazoa; Chordata; Amphibia; Anura; Dicroglossidae.
AUGGUAUGUGUUGACACACUAGCCAGUACGGGCGUCUCUAUGGUAUCGGUCCUCCCCAGGGCUACACGUGGGUAUGGCUACGCUGCGCUUCCAUGAGUUGGGUCUGGAUGACCGGCUGCUGAAGGCCGUAGCAGAUUUAGGAUGGGUCAAGCCAACGUUGAUCCAGGAGAAGGCCAUUCCACUGGCCAUGGAAGGAAAGGACCUUCUGGCCCGGGCAAGGACGGGGUCGGGGAAGACCGCAGCCUACUCCAUUCCCAUAAUCCAGAACCUUCUACAGUCCAAGCUGACCGUCUCCGAGCAGGCAGUCCGGGUCCUGAUCCUGGUACCCACCAAGGAACUUGGCCAGCAGGUCCAGCAGAUGAUCCGUCAGCUGACGUUCUACUGUGCCCGCGACAUAAGAGUGGCGGACAUCUCCGGGCAGGUGGACGUUUCUGCCCAGAGGCCAAUCCUCAUGGAGAAGCCGGACAUUGUGGUGGGAACACCAUCCAGAGUACUUUGUCACAUGAAUCAGGGAACGCUGUGUGUGCGCGAUACCCUCCAAGCCAUGGUGAUCGAUGAAGCCGACCUGAUCUUCUCAUUUGGUUUUGAAGAUGAUUUGAAAAGCUUGCUGUGUUGCCCUUCUGCCAGUUUUGAGAAGAGGUUUAUAAUACUGUAA